Molecule: messenger RNA, 1662 nt
Organism: Paramecium sonneborni
Lineage: Eukaryota; Ciliophora; Oligohymenophorea; Peniculida; Parameciidae
Source: the annotation of a GenBank genome assembly
AUGAAAACAAACAGUAUUCAUUCAGAUAUUAUGGAUAAAUAACCUAAAUACUCCCAAUUCAUUAAUUCUUAACUUUUUAAUUGCUAUCGAGUUGUAACUAAGGAUCGUUAGAAUAAAUCUCAUAAUUAACUGAGUCCAUCAGAUGACUAAAAAUUAGCAUAAAAUUUAUCAACAUCUUAAAGUUAUGUAAAUGCUAUGAAAGCAUUAUAAGAUAAAAUUAAAUCUUUGGAAAUUGAAAAUUAAAAUCUCCAAUCCAAAAUUGUAAUUAUACCUUAUAUCCAUUCAAUUAGUCGUCAUAAGGUUUUAAAGAGUUAAUUAAAUAAACAGAAGGGAAAUAAAGAUAAAUAAGUAGCCAUAAUAAAAUAAAUGAAAAUUAGUAAAUAAAAGAAAAAGAACUAAAAUUAGUUUAGAUGGAAUUAGAAAAAAACUAAACAAGAGAUGAAUAUGAAUAGAAAAUUUUGUAAUUACAAUAAAAUUUAAUAAAUAUUACUUAAUAAUCAGAUUAACGAUAUAGAGAGCAAUUAGAAUAGAUACAAAAAUUGUAAAUAUAAUAUUGAUAUCUUAUUAGAUAAGAUUAAUUAUAAUUAUAGGGAGAAAGUAAUUAAAAUUAUCGGGAUAAAAUUAACUAAUAAACUCAAGCAAUAUAGCAUGAGAAAUAAGUAAUUUUUAUAAUUAUAUAAAUAGAAUAAUAAUAAUCUAGAAUUUAUUUUAGAUAAAGAAAAGAGGGAAACUAAAUUUUUAGUAGAAAAGAAUGAACGAUUGUAAGAUGAAAUUAGUAAAUUAAAAGAAUAAUUAUUUGAUAUACACAAUUAUAUGAAUUGGUAUACAAAAUAAUAUGAUGAGUCAACAAUUUAAAGUAUAAUGUAUAUUUUAUUUAAAGAAUUACAGGAAGAAACAACAAAAUAUAAAGCAUAAAUUUAUGAAUUAAAAAAUUAGUUGGAUUAAUAUAAGGAACAAAAUUUAAAAUUAUAAUUAGGUUUAGAUCAUAAAAAGUAAGAGUUAUAAAAAUCAGAGUUAAAAAGAGUUAAGAAAUUAUCAGAAUCUAAUAUAUAGAUAGAUAUGUUAAAACAACAAUUAAUUAGUUUAUCUUCAAAUUCAAAUAUUCAUACAUAAAGUCCAAGAGAGACAUAAAAGAAAGAUUAUGUUAAAUAGAAUGCAAAUAUAGGAAAUAAAAUAUAAAACUUAAGGAAUCAUAGAUAACAAAAUAAAGAUAACUAGAUAAAAAUGUUAGAUUAACCAUACAAUUCAAUAUUGAAUAGUUAAUAAGAAUCUUUUAAAUAAUAAUAAAAUGAUUCAUAAAGUAGUGUUUUCAGUAGAUUGAUUGUAAAGACUUAAGAAGAGAAUUUUCUUACUCAAUAGAAAAGUGAUGAAAGAAAUAAUUUUGUGAAUUCAACAGAUGAAAGAAUAUAUCUGGAUUAAUAAAGUGCAAAUAAACACUAAAAAUACAUCUAAAAUUAAUCAAGAAUUCAUUAUUUAAAUGAAUAAUUAAAAAUACUUAAUCAGAGAUAUGAAGAUAUUGAAAUUGAAAUUUAAUAAUCAAAUGAUUUUAAAAUAAAAAGAGAAAAAAGAUAAUAUCUACUUCAAAUAAUAGAUUAAAUAUAAGAUAUAAAUAAAGAGUUAAAUGAUAAUUUAACCAAAGCCAAACUUGCUUAAAGCUAUUGA